AUGAUGAUUCUCUCCAUCGGUUCUGCCAUUCGUUUUGAGUCGCAGCGCGACGCACUUCUCAAGGUUAAACUUCGGCGGGUCUUUAAUAAAAAUAAUUCAAUUAAAUUAAAUUUGUCAGACCAUUCGCAUAGGCAGUUCAGUCCCUCUUGCAGGGCCCGUUCAUCAUUCUCCCCGUUGAUCGCUCGCCAUAACUUGAUGUCAUCGGCAAACAUGACAGUCCAGUCCAGUCCAGUCCAGUCCAGUCCAUUCAUAAAUUCAUUCAUGGACACGUCAAAACAAAACGCCUUUUCAUGUCACUGCAAUACUCCCCGUCUCAGUAGAAAAGAGCUCGAAUGUGAAAAGUGGGUACAAAUUUGAUAAUGAUUAGGCAUACUGUACAAGUUGGUAACAAUCAGGAUACGGGCAUGACGACUAUUGCGCAUAGGGGGUGGAAUUGAAAGGGGAGGGAAAUGAGCUGGGUUAGCAGGUUGAAGCAGAGACGGGGAAAUCUGAGAAGACGUUGUGGCAGAUGAGAGAGGCCGAUCUGUAAGGGCAAGCGAAAUAGGGUUAUUAUAAGGCGCUUUCAACAGAUCGAUCGAUAGCACUUCGGUGUGAUCACUACGGACGAUUAUAAAAUGCUUGUCCGUACGCGUAGGGCUCAAAAUAGUUCGUCGUAGGGUCGUUGUGGUGGCUUACGAACACUAUCUACACGGACAAAUACGAAAGAAAACGUUAGCAAAUUAGGAUCAGUAUAUGACUUGCUUGCUGGAACGCGCGGAGGCAUGGCCGGAAAAUUUACCACUGCUUGGUGCUACCGUUAGACAUAAUCGGUAGCAUCCAGUUCGAUUAAGCUUUGGGGUGGCCUGAAAAAGUUCCAGGGAAUCCAUAGGGUAGUCCCGUAAACAACUUCGGCAGCGGGGCACUCUAGGUCGGGUUUUAGUGUGGUGCAGAUGCCGAGCAUGACCAAAAAGAAAUGCUCACUCCAAAGAGUGGGGUUAUCAAAUGCCCGGAGCGAGGUUUUAGAUGACAGUGGAAACGCUCAACUAGAAUGUUGGAUGAGAGAUGGCAAGCUGUUGUACGUAUGCGAGAGCACCAGAGGAGGCCUGUAAGGGCCUCAAAAUGUUUAAAUCCAGAUAGCUGGCCUCGGUCGAUGAUAGUAGUAGUCGGGACACCAUAAUGGGAAAUCCAAUGUUUUUAAAAGGCAGAAGAAACAGUUUCUGCAGGGACGUUUAGAAUCGAAGAUGCGAUGGGCCACCGCGUAAAUCAUUCAGUAGCAGUGGACAAAUGGUUGCAACCUGAAGAAACUCUACCAACAAGUGAAUGCAGACAUCGAUUCGCAUGGAGCACUGGUUUUUUGUAGUUGCAAAGUCACAGAGUCUGCUUGUUGGUGUAACAUAUGUUUGUAAGGCCGAUAUUUAAAUGUCUUAGGUGAAAGUUGAAUGUGGAGUGUACUGAAUCCAUACGCGCCCGCCAUUUGCUGAGAAGUCACACGCAGACAGUUAAAAGCGUAAGUCUGCCUUCAUCCUGCUAAAUAUUAUCGGAAGAAAUCUGGGUUUUAGAAAAAAGGUAUCAAGAGAAUCCUACAGAUCUUAAGCAAAAAUAAGGCAAUGGAACCGGAGUCUUCACAGUGUCCAAGCAAACCCUCUGCUUCAGUGGUAGUAACCUUUGUUUUCUUUGUUUUGCGCCAUUCAUCCCUAAGCAAAUUCGCCGUGUCAUCCCUGAUAUCAUAUGGCCCCCUUAUAGGCGGGGUCGGCAGGAUGGCUAGACGGGGCCACAUCCUCUUCAGUUCGGAGCAUAGGAAGUAUUCAGAUGCCACGCGUUUUUAUGCAUCUUUAAAGAUUCACAAAAUAGGUCUAUUUCACGUUGUCCUAUUUUACUGUAACCACUCCCCCUAAAGAUUAUACUGGAAUCCCAGCUAACCAUAUGUCUGAGGAAUAAACCAGAUGGGUGCUAAACUGCAUCCAACUAGCUGCAUUAGUCUAAAGCUCAAACUUAAGCGAAGUGACUCGUGAUCAUCUGCAUGAAUUCCCUGAUGGGUAAAAACUUGAAAGCCUCCAUCAGCACAGGGAAUCUAAAACAGAUUAAUAGUAAAGACACUAUAUGAGCGGCAUUUUUAAGCUGUUGAAGUGCAUUCGAUAAACCUAACCAUCAAUUACCUCUGUGUGGAUGACUCGUGAACCCCCUGAUCUCGAUUUUAAUGGACUGAUAUGUAAGCGGUAAAAGCAACAGAUUACCCCGUGAAGUCUACCGUUAGUGAGCCGAGGGCUCCGUUUCCAUAGCUCAGAACGGUAUUCAUCCGAUUGGGUUCAAACUCGGUUCACAGUGACUUUCCUGUAGGUGUGUAUCUCUUUUACUCACGAGUGGUAACCCAUGGAGGUCACCACACUCAUAUUGCUGACUGGUCUUUUACUGUCGAAAUAGUCGCCCAUCAUUGGCGUAACUUUGCGCCUCUCUCGUUCCACUCAUAUCGCAUUUGCGUAUAUACGUUUCAUGAAACGUCUGCGGACUUUUUCUAAGACAUCCUCAGCUUGAUGAACGAUGCGGUACGCUCUGCAAGGCCGACCAUGCGCCAUUCUGAACAGCGUUGAUCACAGGCUGUGUAAACGUUUUGUAGAUGAUCCUUAUGUAUCUGUCAGCCACUGCACCUGUCUACUGGCCGGCUCGGACAGUGACUGGGGCCUGGGAAUGGGGAGGGGGAAUGAGGUGGACGACUCAGCACAUCUUCCUCACUACAAACAAUCUGACGCGCAUGAAGCUAUCACGUUGCGCUAAAAGCCGUAGUUUGGAAGAUUGUCAACUGACGGGAUAACUUGAACCUCGCAGUCGGCCCAGUGUUUUGUGUUGUAUAGAGUGGCCGGCUGGUGGUCUAAGAGUCAGGUUGCAAUGGCUCCUUCUUAAUGUGGCAUUUAUGGCACUCCCACUCCGUUUGAUCGGAGCCGGGUGUGACGGCACGUCUAUAUGCGGAUUCGGUCGUGCCAGCUCCCUGUUGUUGUUGUUGGUUAAGAAAACCUGGUCAUUUGCUGCGUGGCCCGGGGUGCGUGGAGUGGACCGCCAAACUGCAGGCUCGACCGCGCUAUCCACCUGCGCCCUCCCCCGCCUCCGGCCUUCAUGACUAUGUCUCGACACCGGAUCCAGGUGGUGGAGGAGGAGAGAGUGCGGUAGAUGCGGUGAAAGUCUACUAUCACUAUGAACUAGUUCACGCGCAAGUCACCGUCCUUGGUCACGACGUUGUGGGGCACACGGUGGACUUCGUCGGAAACGACGGUCGAGCUGUCACUGUUUCCUAGUGAAGUGGGUAAUGUUCUAUUGUUCGGGAACCCCUUGGUAUGUAGGCCCCUACCGGAUUUUCCUUGUCGAUGACGCUGCAACCCAGUAACCCCUGUCCGCAGACCACUAGACGCUCCAGGACUGACCUUUUCCAGACUGUCGCAGAUAGCCUCGACUAUAGACAGCCUCUUCCCCCAACCCCGACGCCUUAUGCGGUCAACGCCAACCUACAACGAAAUUGACCGGCGCCUAUGCCGGCGCUCGCUACAAGUUACCUCUUAGGCCCCUACCAUAUGUCAUACCGUCACCAUGAACCCGAAAACGUCAAAAAAGUAUAUCGUGGGCGCCAAGAACACCGAACUGUUCCAGGUUUAUUAAGAAACAGCAACCCUUCUGCAGAAAGCACGUGGAUAAGAAGCUAUGGAGAUAUUUAAGUUUCGGCCCUCUUUUUCUCAGGUCGUCUCAGUUGCCAACCUGGUCCGAUUACGUUCCCUCCCGUAGCCUGCAUGAUUGCACCCCAUUAUCUCACUCAUCUAAUUUUACACUUAUUCAAGACCCAGCUCUUGUAUCCAAGCCCCUGUUCGGUCUGGUCUGGACCUGGUCGGCCGGAUUAGAUAUGCAUUUUUGUGGCCUUCUAUUUCAGAAUAUAAACAACUUCGUGCGUCUUGGGGGUUUAUUCGAAAUAACAAAGACGUGGAGAAUAUCGCGCCCAAAACUUGCCUUUGCGUCGAGAUGCGCCUAACACCUUUCCUAUUUUCCGCUUUGUAGCCUUCCUGACUGCUGUAUGUUGUGCUUGAGCUUUUGCCUUUGUACGUAUGCGUAGUUUUUCUUUUCAAAAUUUCAAAAUCGUCAUGGAGUAAUCCAUUUCUUAUCUUACGGUCUGCUGUUUUAGCCCUCCGUUGCGACUCCCAAUCCAGCCUCACUAAUUGCCAGUUUGCGACCAUCCACUAUGUCGGUUUUGCUUGCCUUUGCGGUGAUUGGAAUAGUCGCCGUGGCUUACCUCGUGUUCUACUUCCUUCGCCCGUUCAUAACCUUCUUCCUGUUACGAUUCUACCUCUCCAAACGGACAGACCUUAAAAAAGCGGGCGAUUGGGCUAUUGUAACUGGGGCGACAGACGGCAUUGGCAAAGCGUUCGCCCACGAGUUGGCUCGGGAUGGGAUGAACGUCUUCCUUAUAAGCAGGUCAACUGAGAAACUAACCAAGGUGGCCGACGAAAUCCAGUCCCUUUUCAAAGUGGAGACCAAGAUUUUCACCGCCGACUUCACUACUGUAAGUUAUUUGCUGUUCCCGCCUUUGUGGCUUAGACUGCUUGCGAAUGGGUAACGUCUUCAUUUUUGUCACUUGACAAUCUUUUAAAAUUACCUCAGUAAGAAAGAUGUAGAAGUAAUGGCUUGUGUUGACAAGUCAGCAAGAUUAACGAGGUCGAUUGUGUCUGCGCUCGUGCAUACUGGCACUUGUCAUGACUGUGAUCAUGCCUGUCCUAGCCGGUGACGACGCGUAAAGAUGUGCGGCAAUGAAAGUGGGAUGCUCGACUAGUGCUCUUGUACAGCUACGAUGACCGAAUACCGAGGGCUCAAGAAGCUUCCGCAUGCCUUAACGGGCCGUGUUGACAACAUUUUGAGUUGGCCUUUUUGACACCUCCAGGUAGUCAGGGGCGCCGGAUCUAGUGCAGCAAUACUGAACUCAUGGGCAGAUGACGAAAAACUUGCCAAAACCGCGUCAGUCGUCUGGUUUGAGAAAAAUGGUGUAACUCACUUCAAGAAUACUUCUUAGGCGACGAUGGUUAAACACUUGGUUUUCACCCAUCUCACACACAACCUAGCACUCACAUGGCAGACCGAACGGAUGCCCGGUUACGCGCAGAUGUUUGUGGUGAUUGCCGUCACGUCGGUCUAUAGAAGCCUUAUAAGGAUUGCCAAACCCUUCGCGUAGCAUUGACUUGGGAAAUAGUGUCGUCCUUACGCUAUUCAUUUGUGGCUAAUCUGACCUUCAGGUAUUUCAGGCUAUACUUUUCUGAGUUGACUGUCAUUAAUCCCUAAGAGUGCCUUUUCCUGAACAGCGAUACAGCUCAAAAACACUUUAGUGUUUCAGUCGUUUGCAGGUAAGCCGACUGAUUUAGACAGCUCAGCCACGCGCGAUACCAAACUCUGUAGGCCAUCACAUUUUUGACGCAAACUACACAGUAGUGUAGUUGAGGUCAGUCAGGCGGCGUGCGGCUGAUAAUUCGACACUGUCAAAAUCGCGUAGGAUGCCUCCGAAACUCCAGUCAAGUCGUAGUCGGACGGAAUGUGUGGCGGAGUGCAACCUUAUCGAAUGCCAGACCUAGCAUCAGACUGCGGGUAGAUAUUGUUGUAUACCAAGACCUGCGUUGUAGUUGAACGGGAUUAGGCUAUGAUUAUGCCGACACACCAUCUAGACUCAUUAGUCACAAGGGCUCAUGGUAGACAGAAUGGAAUCUCGCAGCGUAUAGUGCGUUACCGAUCUGAAGAAAUUUCGGCCGAAAUUCUGAAAUGCGUUUUUGAUUAGGAAGGACUACCUAGGAGGGGUUACAAUGCUGAUUAUCAAGCGACAGAUCCUAUAGUAUUUCGGACUCGCCAGAAUGUCGGCUUUUGAAUGCACUUCCUUUCGACCUCCCAUAGAAGCUACACUCGACAAGAAAUGACUACUUAUGUCGCAUGUUUUUUUUUUCACAUUGAUCUUCGAUGGUCUUAUAAAUCCAAAUAUUUUUUUAUAGAAAAGCCGCACAAAAAAGGCUUUGUUUUGCUCGUUUGGUAGAAAAUAGCACUGUCUUUACAUUUUCUACCCGAAGAAAGCGUAUAUUUGGGUUUUGAAAAAGUUUCUAAUGUCUACGAGACUUAUGCCGCGGUAGUUCUGGCAGUUUGUCUGAUCUUUUUGAGAACGGAUCUAAGAAUGACCAGUCUCCCGUCAUUGGGAACAAGCUCAUUUCCUCGCGCAUGUGUCGAUGACUUCGCUCUGAAAAAGCAGUCACGGGACGCUUCGUAAGAUCAAGAGGGAUGAAACUGCUUCAGAUUAUAGAGAGGACGAGGUGGUUUGGUAUUCGAGCGGGCGUACGCGUCCAAACUGUCCACACCAGUGUUCAACCUUGGUCGAGUUGCCAGCAAUGAAGCUGUUAAUUGCAUCGCGAGCAGUCACUGGACGCAGGGGCGCCACCACUAACUUAACGAGUAAUUUGAUGAAACCUUGGCCUCACUGACAUGUGAGAUCCGUUCCACGGAGGUUGCAAAUCCAUCCCAAUAAAUUUCGUGGUCAUCUCUAGCCGACUUUGCCACUAUUUCCAGUGUUAUUGGAAAGACUCGUUGCUGAACCUGGCUCGAGCUGUGUGGAUAGCCAACUGCAAGAUCAUUGAGCCGAUCGAGUUACUACAAUGCCGAUGGGUGAAUCUGAGAAUCCUCUCGACUGCCUUGUCGACUGAGGGCUUCAAGGACAACCAUUUGCCACUGCUUUCUUCGACCGGGGUUGCGAUGACAGAUUUGCUUCGUGUGUUCAGAGCCUCGACUGUGCUGGGUUGUCGUAGUCUUGCAGCAUUAAUGAGUCUUGCAAGUGAAAAUUGGUAGCGGAUAAGAGGUUGACUUGCAAGCGUGUGCAAAUCAGAACAUAGACUGCGUUUCCAGUUUUGAAACGUGAUGUCGGUCUGCUAUCAUGCGUCCAGCUACGGUACGUUGAACUGACUAAAAUGUAGUCACUCUGACUGACCUUAUGAAAAGUAUUUGACUAGCAGGUCAACAGAUGUUUGCAGAGAUACUGAAAACUUGUGUUGGUGACGAUUAAUCGGUUCCUGUCAGCAGAUUUCAACAUCCUCUUCCCAUUGCUGUACCGAGGACCAGACCCAAAGCGAACAAUGAGAUGACUGGAGAGUUUUUUAUCAGUUGCAGGUAGGUGUCUUUAUGACUCUGGUCGGCAGCUGACGUUGGCGCGUGCACGAAUAGGACGGGUGUUCGUAAAGGCCCCAUAAGUCGUACGUAGGCCAACCGGUCAUUGACUGGUUCUCACGCAAGCACUGUAAUGUUCGAAUGUUGCGAAAGGGAGGUUAUCACACCGUUUCUAACAGAAGGAUCGCUUUGACUGUCGUAAGUAGAGUUAACUCCGCUAGCCUGAGUAUCAGAUUCUGAUUUCAAACAAGCAGCAGACAUUCACGUGCUCAUAAACCUUGCUCGCUGUCAGUGUCAAGGGACAUUUGCACAUCCCAACAUCCAGUGCUAAGCGUCUGUUUCUGAUUGAGUGAUUCAUCUCGAGUACCAUUCGCCUGUACCAGUAGACAAGGGUUCCCGAAAAUCUUGUAAACAAGUUGCUCCCUUGCAGCCACUCGGUCUACCCGUCUGACUUUCUCUCUUCGGGCGCUUUUGCUCAAAAGUCAGACAUCAAGGCGACAAUGACAAAUCGGCUUAUUUAUUGGCGGUUCAGGGUAGCCAUGCCGCAGGGCUGUCAUCGGACUUUGUGGUGUCCGGUAACAGUUGAUAUGAACUCACCGAGUGGCCAGGGAUUAGGUUAAUGGGUGACCACGCCUUCCUAGUCGUGCUUACUUGGUCACUAUGCGCAGUGUUUUCGGCACAACGAAUAUGGCGGGAACCUAAAUUCCAUAUAUCAGUUUGUCCAUCUGUUAUGCCCCCUUGGAAGCUGGUUCUAGCGUUCCUCUUCCCUCGCAUCUGGUCUGUGCCUCAUUAUGCAUGCCUUGUGUAGUCGCUUCUCCUCUUCCCCUUUUAGACCGACUUUUAUGAAAAUUUGAAGCGAAAAAUUGAAGAACUGCCUUCAGUUUCCAUUCUCAUAAACAACGUCGGCACCUCGUACUCCCAUCCAGAUGCCUUGGCUACAUGCGAUGAUCUGACUCUUGAGAAGCUUCAGAGUAUGAUUGUCUGCAACGUAACGUCAGUGACCUGCAUGACCCGCAUUGCCCUACCAAAGAUGCUAAACUCGCCACCACCGGAUGGCGUUCACCGCUACAUUGUCAACAUUGCUUCACAAUCGGGUUGUUUCCCCACCCCUUAUCUUUCUGUGUACGCCGGGACGAAGGCGUUUGUAGUCCACUUUACCGCCUCAUUAGCUGGUGAGUUAUCGGGUACCUGUGUUAAGGUGCAGACCAUUUCUCCCGGCUUUGUGGCGACAGCCAUGGCAGGUCUCAAGCGUCCCACUUUCUUUGCACCUGGUGCUCCCACUUUUGCGGCGUCAGCUCUGUCUAUGUUGGGUGUAGCAAGCGAGACCUGUGGCUACUUUGCCCAUGAGCUGUUCCUAACAUUCGUUCUUGCCCUCCCCAGCUGGCUACGCUCUGUCACGUUUGCGCGACAUAUGCUGAAGAUUCGAGACAGAUACUAUAAACGUCAAAAGUCGAAGAAUCAAUAA
Messenger RNA from Spirometra erinaceieuropaei, 8602 nucleotides. The record is from the annotation of a GenBank genome assembly. Lineage: Eukaryota; Metazoa; Platyhelminthes; Cestoda; Diphyllobothriidea; Diphyllobothriidae.